Messenger RNA from Solanum pennellii, 2511 nucleotides. Its product is annotated as zinc finger protein GAI-ASSOCIATED FACTOR 1-like. The transcript has 4 exons. NCBI's taxonomy places the organism in Eukaryota, Viridiplantae, Streptophyta, Magnoliopsida, Solanales, Solanaceae. Gene Ontology annotation, molecular function: DNA-binding transcription factor activity. Gene Ontology annotation, cellular component: nucleus. Bases 604 to 2187 code for a protein of 527 amino acids. The record is from RefSeq and is a predicted model, not a curated record.
AUUUACUUUUACUGUAAAGAACAAGUACUAGCUACUACACACUAGUAGUACUAUGAUUUAUUUUUUUUUCAUUUGAUUAAUUUUCUAUUCUGGUUGAUUAUUUUAUUUUUCUUCAUCUUCUUGAAAAGUAAGAAUGAAGACCAAAACUGAGUAGACUUUUUUUGCAGUCUCUGUUUUCACAUUAAAUUUCCUCUCUUUCUCUCUAUAGAUUUCCGAGCCGCCGACUUGCGUUGCCACAACCGCUUCUCAUUUUCAUCGAGUUUUUCUUCAUUACUUUUCCUUAUAAGCAAACCCAUUUACUUGUACUUAGCGACUUUCCGGCAGAAAGUUCACGCCGGUGAUUGACUUUCUGGUGAUUUUGGAAUCUGGGUUUUUGAGCUAAUUCUAUGUUAUGGGGAUUUGCUAUUUUAGCUUGGUUUGAUCAAAACUGGUAGUUGGGUAUGUGAAAGAAAGAAAAACGAAAAAGCAAGAUUGACUGGUAGAUACGGCAAAAAGAGAGAAAGUAUCGACUCCCCCAAGAAAAGAUUGAUAUCAAAAAGGUUUUUUUAACAUAAAUGUUCUAAAGAUUUGCUUUUUUGAGCAACCCAAAAAAAAAAAAGAAACAUGCCGGCCGACCCAGAUAACUCAUCCGCCAUGAACGAUUCUACAGGCUCAGGUGAAGCAAGCGUUUCGUCUUCAGGUAAUCAAGUAGUUCCUCUGAAAGAAUCAGCCAAGAAGAAACGGAAUCUUCCUGGGAUGCCAGAUCCCGAUGCAGAGGUUAUUGCUUUGUCACCAACAACUUUGCUGGCGACGAACAGAUUUGUUUGUGAAAUUUGCAGUAAAGGGUUUCAAAGAGACCAGAAUUUGCAGCUUCAUAGAAGAGGUCAUAAUUUGCCGUGGAAGUUGAGGCAGAGAUCAAGCAAUGAGGUGAAGAAGAGAGUAUAUGUUUGCCCUGAAUCCAGUUGUGUUCACCAUGAUCCUUCUCGGGCAUUGGGUGAUUUGACCGGAAUCAAGAAACAUUUCUGCCGUAAACAUGGUGAGAAGAAGUGGAAAUGUGACAAAUGCUCCAAGAAAUAUGCUGUUCAGUCUGAUUUAAAGGCUCAUUCAAAAAUUUGUGGAACUAGAGAGUAUAAAUGUGAUUGUGGCACUUUAUUUUCAAGGAGGGAUAGCUUUAUCACCCAUAGGGCAUUUUGUGAUGCAUUAGCUCAAGAAAGUGCUAAAACACUGCCAGAGAAGCCUCCUAGUACUAAUGAGGAGCCUAAGACACAAGCUGUUGCUUCAUCAUCACCACCGCCAUCGCCACCGGCCCCUCCACCUGCCAUCGAGUGUCAACCACCACCACCACCACCACCAGCUCCAAAGUCUUUAAUGACCCCUACCGUUCCACCGUCAACUGCCGUAAUGUCAUUUGCUUCCUCUGUUCAAAAUCGAGAAUUGCGGGAGAAUCCAGUCACAAAUUCUGCUGGAGCUGCUACGAAGCAAGUUCUGGAGGAAGCAGCAGCGGUAGCAAGCUUGACUGGAAACUGUAGCAGCUCUUGUAGUAAUGGAAGUAGUAGCAGCAAUGUCUUUGGAAGUUUGUUUGCUUCAUCAACAGCUUCGGGAAGUUUGCCAUCUCAAGCUCCUGUUUUUUCUGAUAUGUUUCGAGCCAUGGCGCCUGAGCACACUCUUGAGAUGGCACCACCUUCAUCUACAGAACCAAUAUCUCUCGGCCUAGCGAUGAGUCACAGUUCGUCAAUUUUUAGACCAGCUGGUCAAGAACGGAGGCAAUAUGCUCCCGCACCACAACCAGCUAUGUCGGCAACAGCAUUACUGCAGAAGGCAGCUCAGAUGGGUGCAGCAGCAACCAGCUCAUCGUUGUUGAGGGGCAUUGGGGUUAUGUCCUCCACGUCAUCUUCAAACGGUCAUCAAGAAUGGAGUGGGAGGCCAAUUGAUGCCAAUGGUGCAUCAUUAGCUGCAGGUCUUGGUCUUGGACUACCGUGUGACGCUGGUUCUGGUCUAAAGGAAUUAAUGUUGGGAACUCCCUCGGUGUUUGAUCCCAAACAUCCCACUCUUGACCUCCUUGGAUUAGGAAUGGCAGCUAGUGUCGGUCCAUCGCCUGGAUUAUCUGCCCUUUUAACAUCCAUGGGUAGUAAUCUUGACAUGGUGACUUCAGCUGGAUCAUUUGGUAGUGCAGAUUUCAGUGGGAAAGACUUGGGAAGAAAUUCAUGAUAUCAAAGAGUCAGGUUUAAUUUAUUCUGUAUAGGACUAUGAAUUUUAGUUGAUGCAGCAAAAAACAUAUUGGCAAGCUCAAGUAGUGCCCUCAGCCCCAAAGAUUUGAGCAUAGGAUGGCAGGAGGAAAGCCGUAACUGUGAGGCAGUUGGACACUUUUAAGAUUGUUCUACUGUCUCCUUUGUGUAGGAAAAGUAAAAAGGUUUUUUUUCUGCUGUACAGUAGAAGUUGAAUGUAUAGCUGUAUUAAAACUCCUCUGCUUUUUGUUACAGAUGAAGCUGUUAUGUGUUAGUAUAUAAUUUUACUAUAAGCAUAUUUAACCAA